CCUCCCUGUCAGCUCGUGCACACUGCUUUGGAUGGCUGUGCGCAGCACAGCCAUGCAAAGCAGUGUCCUUACAGUGAAGCACACAGACACAGCACAUAGUGAAACAGCACACAGUUAACCCUUUGAUCGCCCCUCAUGUUAACCCCUUCCUGCCCAGUGCCAUUAGUUCAGUGUCAUUGCUUUUUUUUAGCACUGAUCACUGUAUUAGUGUCACCGGGGAUGUCAGUGACACCAAGUCAGUUCCCCCCAGUGUCAGAAUGCCAUUUUCAGAUCACACAAUAUAGGCCAUUGCUAGUAGCCUGAUGCAGUAAAAAAAAA
Messenger RNA from Staurois parvus, 318 nucleotides. The record is from the annotation of a GenBank genome assembly. Lineage: Eukaryota; Metazoa; Chordata; Amphibia; Anura; Ranidae.